AUGUAUGACUUACUUGCCCCAUUUCAUGUUAUUUCAUAUGCAGGAUGUCUUAUUCAGGUUUUUGUUAUUUAUUCUUCUGCUUUGUGUGAUUUUUCAACUUUAACAGUAAUGGCCUAUGACAGAUAUGUUGCAAUAUGUAAACCAUUAGAAUACCAUUCAGAAAUGACAAUGAAAAAAAUUGCAAAAUGUAUUAUUUUUUGUUGGCUUCCACCAUUUAUUUGCAUGUCUGUUGUAGUCUUAUUAGCAGCAAGACUAACCCUAUGUGGCUCAACUAUCGAAAAGCUUUAUUGUGAAACUUGGGCAAUUGCUAAACUGGCCUGUUCUUCUACAACAAUAAAUAAUGUAAUUGGAUACAUAGUUAUAUUAACAUAUUUUGGACAUGCAGUACUGAUUGCAUUCUCAUAUAUUCACUUAAUUAAAAAUUGCAGGAAGUCAAAGGAGAGCAAAUAUAAAUUCAUGCAGACUUGUGUGCCACACUUAGUGGCAUUGCUUAACAUAACCAUUGCAUUAUUGUUUGAUGUAUUUUACAGUCGAUAUGGUUCAAAUUCAUUGCCUUUGAGAAUUUUUAUGGCACUGGAUGUCCUCUUCAUACCUCCCAUUUUAAAUCCACUUAUUUAUGGAUUAAAACUUACUAAAAUACGGAAGCAGGUCAUGAGAUUGUUCCUCAGACACAAAUGA
Messenger RNA from Hemibagrus wyckioides, 678 nucleotides. Its product is annotated as olfactory receptor 52K1-like. Gene Ontology annotation, cellular component: membrane. Gene Ontology annotation, molecular function: olfactory receptor activity; G protein-coupled receptor activity. Gene Ontology annotation, biological process: G protein-coupled receptor signaling pathway. Lineage: Eukaryota; Metazoa; Chordata; Actinopteri; Siluriformes; Bagridae. The coding region runs from base 1 to 678 and encodes 225 amino acids. The transcript has a single exon. The record is from RefSeq and is a predicted model, not a curated record.